CUCACAAUUGGCAUAAGAAAAGUAUAUUUUGGGAGCUACCUUACUGGAAAGAUCUUCUUUUACGCCACAACCUGGAUGUGAUGCAUAUAGAGAAGAACUUUUUUGACAACAUCAUGAAUACAAUACUGAACGUCCCAGGGAAGACAAAAGAUAACAAAAAGUCAAGGAUGGACUUACCCGAUAUUUGCUCAAGAAGUGAGUUACAUAUCAAGAGCAAUGGAAAUGUUCCUGUUCCCAUCUUUCGAUUGUCAUCAGAAGCGAAGUCAACUUUGUUUGACUGGGUUGCAUCAGAAGUGAAGUUUCCUGAUGGUUACGUUUCAAAUCUGUCAAGAUGUGUUGAACGAGGUCAAAAGUUCUCAGGAAUGAAGAGUCAUGAUUGUCAUGUGUUUAUGCAACGACUACUUCCAUUCGCUUUUGCUGAGCUCCUUCCAACAAAUGUACAUGAAGCACUUGCAGCGAUCGGAGCUUUCUUCAGAGACCUUAGCACACGUACGUUCAAGGAAGAAGUCAUCGAACAACUUCAUGAGAACAUCCCGAUCAUAGUGUGCAACCUAGAGAAGAUAUUUCCUCCAUCAUUUUUGACGUCAUGGAACAUCUAGUUGUCCACCUCCCGUACGAAGCAUUACUUCGCGGACCUGUUCACAAUGGAUGGAUGUAUCCAUAUGAGCGCUCUAUGAAACAUUUGAAGGGGAAAGCAAGAAAUCUUGCAAAGGUGGAAGGUUCGAUUGUGGCUGGAAGUUUGACAGCAGAAACAUCUAACUUCACAUCAUACUACUUUGCUUCAACGGUUCGUACGAGGAAAAGAGUUCCUAGAAGAUAUGAUGAUGGUGGAGUACCGCAAUCUUAUGCAGUAGACGGUGUUCCUGACAUUUUCUGCCAAAUUGGACGGUUUGGUGGUAAACUGAGAGAAGUAUGGUGGUCCAGUGAUGAGGAUAAGCAUAGUGCCCACACUUAUAUUCUGCUCAACUGCGAGGAUGCUG
Molecule: messenger RNA, 980 nt
Organism: Raphanus sativus (radish)
Lineage: Eukaryota; Viridiplantae; Streptophyta; Magnoliopsida; Brassicales; Brassicaceae
Exons: 2
Coding region: 81-599 (172 amino acids)
Source: RefSeq, a predicted model, not a curated record